AUGUUGACAGUGAAGCAGCAGGUGACACCACAAUCUCAUGCGACAAUACUCGAUUUUUCGUUUGUGGAGAAGGUAGAAGAAGAGUGGCUGUGUUCUUCCUGUUCUCUGCCAUUGUCUGAUCCUGUUUUCCAUACUAUUUGUGAAAAUAUGUUUUGUUUAGCAUGUGCCAAGUCCCUUUCAACUUGUCCUAAAUGUCAUGAUGCCAAUUUUCAAACUAAACCUGCUCCGAAAAACAUUAAAAACUACAUUGACAAGCUGAUGGUAGUUUGUAGUUAUUGCAAUAAAGAAGAAGCUAGAGGGAGAAUUCUAGAACAUUUGGAAGAAUGUUCAACAAGGAAGACAAUUUUGGAAGAAAUUGAACGAAAGCAAAAAGAAGCAGUUGAGGAGGCAGAAAAGAAACAAGUUGAAGAAGAACAAUCCGAAGAUGAGUUUGAAGAUGACGAUGAUGACGAAAUGGAACUGGAUCCAAUAUAUUUCAAUAUUGGUGGUCAACUAAUAAUGACCAAUAAGAAAUAUUUCACCUCCACAAAAAGAGAGGACGAAACCAAUCUAUUCAUCAAAUUAUUGAAAGGUGAAAGAACCAAUAUCUUUACCGAAAAGAAUGGUUCCUUCUUUGUUGAUUGUGAUCCAACAGUAUUCAAGCACCUAUUGGAAUGGUUCAAGUUUGGCAAUAUCAUUGCAAGUAGUGAUUUAUCACCAACUUUGAAGCAACAAUUGAUUUCUGCUUGUAAGGUUUUCAAGUUGAAGAAUUAUUGGAAGGAAUUGAAGAAAAUUCCAAUCAAUAGUACACUUGGUCAAUUAUUUAACAAUCACAUGAAUUCCAAAUACUUUAGAAAUAUGAAAUUCAGUGGAAUGGAAAUUGCAUUAAUUACAUUCUCCUAUCAUUAUGAUUUCAUUAAUUGUGACUUUUCCAAAACUACAUUUAGAAAUGUGAGAUUUGAGAAUUGUUUGAUUGAUAAGGCAAACUUUGCAGGUGCUAAAAUGAUUUCAUGUCGAGUUCAACUUCAAUUCAAUCAAUCAAAUAAUAUUGAAAGUUGCAGGUUUGUGAAUUGUACUCUUGAUGGAUCGUUCUUUACUGGUGUAAAGAGUUUGCAAUGCAAAGAAUGUACUCUCAAUGUAUGCACAUUUUCUGAUAUGGACAUGAGACAUUUCGAUUUUUCGAAUACAAUUAAGGGAAGUACAUUGAAAAAGUGUCAAAUUAAUCUUUCCAAAAUUUCCCCUGAUUUACUUAACUCUCUUACAAUUCAAGGUAUAGAAGUCAAACACAGUCAGAUUGGAUCUCUAUUCGAAACCAAUUUAAAUUUGGCGUAUUGCUUUACUGAAUGCAUAUUUUCAGAUUUCACAUUUGAAAAUUGUCAUUUAGAAAACUUGAAAAACAACAAGUUUAAGGACUGCAAAUUGUUGAAUAUUGGAUUUUCAGAUUGUUCCUUCCAAACCAAAUUUGAAAAUUGUGAAAUCAUAUGUGUGGAAUUUUGGAGAUGCUCUUUCGAUAGAGAAUUCGUAUUUCCCGAAUCUCAAUUGUAUGACAUUACCUUCACCGAAUGUUCCUUCCAUUCCAUUAACUUUGAAAAUUAUCAAUUCAAGAACUUGCUAUUCGACAAGUGCAAAUUUCUUGACUCGAACUUGAAAAAGUGCAACUUUUCCACAUGUAAAUUGAGAAUGUGUGAUUUUGCCAAUUCCAAUUUCGAACAAGCCAUUUUCAAUGCCGAUAAUGAUACCUUUGAUUGUAAUUCUGAAAAAUUCAAGAACAUUUUUUUCAACUCAAAUAUUAUUCCAAAUUCUAGAAUGUUCAAUGAGAUUAAUGUUCAUACCAAAUCUCGUAUUAAGCCCACUCUACUCUACAGAGGUUCAAGAGAUGGUUUCAAGGCAUCAAAAUUCCAUGAACUUUGUGAUAAUAAGGGACCUACUCUUACAAUUAUUCAGUCAGAUUUUGGACAUAUUUUUGGAGGAUUCACAAUGCAAAGUUGGGCUAACACUGGUGUAGAAUACGUCUCUGAUACUUCAGCUUUCAUCUUUAAAAUAUUUCAAAAAGUGACUAGCAAUGGAAUGGUAUAUAUUUUUAACAAGUUCAAUAUCAAGCCAGGUCAACACAGAUUUGCUAUUUCUGCAAAAGCUUCUUAUUUACCAAUAUUUGGAGGUGGAAAUGACUUUUGCAUUGCUGAUAAUUGCAAUGAAAAUCUCAAUUCUUAUUCGAAAUUUGGACACACGUAUUACCUUCCAGAUACGGGCAAUUAUAGUUCAAAGUCUAUUUCGAAAUAUUUGGCUGGAUGUGCUAAUUUUAGAGUUUUAGAAAUUGAAGUAUUCCAAAUUACACAAUAAUUGUCAAAUACUAUUUAAACACUUUGAGAUAUUAACAAAUAACUGUUGAAUAACUCAAAUUUGGCGCCAAAAUUUAAUAAAAAACAAAUUCAAAAAAAAA
Naegleria gruberi is the source of this 2419-nucleotide messenger RNA. RefSeq names its product TLDc domain-containing protein. The record is from RefSeq and is a predicted model, not a curated record. NCBI's taxonomy places the organism in Eukaryota, Heterolobosea, Eutetramitea, Acrasida, Naegleriidae. The transcript has a single exon. The coding region runs from base 1 to 2319 and encodes 772 amino acids.